Scatophagus argus is the source of this 8187-nucleotide messenger RNA. It is a transcript of the gene myo10l3, whose product is annotated as myosin X, like 3. Lineage: Eukaryota; Metazoa; Chordata; Actinopteri; Scatophagidae. Gene Ontology annotation, cellular component: myosin complex; cytoskeleton. The coding region runs from base 195 to 6527 and encodes 2110 amino acids. The record is from RefSeq and is a predicted model, not a curated record. Gene Ontology annotation, biological process: signal transduction. Gene Ontology annotation, molecular function: cytoskeletal motor activity; protein binding; ATP binding. The transcript has 41 exons.
GGAAGUGUUGUGUGUGCAAAAUGACUCGUUUCUGACUGGUUCAGCCUCUUGUGCAAGGAGACGCAAAGAAGAAUUUCUACUUAAGCUUUAAUGAAGCGGAUGGAAAUCGUUUGGGACUACAGCUUCCUCUCCUCCUCAACUGUGGUACCCUGAACUCAGACUACAAAGGGACGUGAGGUCGGCCACUGGUUAAAAUGGAUACUUUCUUUUUAGAGGGAGCCCGUGUCUGGCUGAGACACAAAGAACAGCUCCUCCCCUCCACCCUCAGCUCUUGCGAUGAUUCGUCCCUGGUCCUCAGCACCGACUAUGGGAAGGUGAUCUACCUGCAGAAGUCGGACAUGAACAGGGAAACGGUGUACCCGAUGCACCCCAGCAGCAUCCAAGGUGUAGAGGACAUGUCCACACUGGCCGAGCUGCAUGAGGCUGCCAUCAUGCACAACCUCUUUCUGCGCUACCAGAAAGACAACAUCUAUACCAACAUUGGUUCUAUCCUGGCAGCAGUAAAUCCCUACAAGCAGAUAGUGGGCCUGUAUGAGGGCGCUGCAGUCGAUCUGUACAGCAAACACCAGAUGGGGGAGCUGCCUCCUCAUAUCUUUGCUGUGGCCAACGAGUGUUACCGCUGCCUGUGGAAAAGACACGACAGCCAGUGUGUCCUCAUCAGUGGAGAGAGUGGAGCUGGGAAGACGGAGAGCACCAAGCUGCUGCUGAAGUUUCUCUCAGUGAUGAGUCAAAACUCUGCAGGUACUCCGCUGUCGGAGAGGACCACCAGGGUGGAGCAAGCCAUCGUCCAGAGCAGUCCCAUCAUGGAAGCCUUUGGGAAUGCUAAGACUGUGUACAACAAUAACUCCAGUCGCUUUGGGAAGUUUAUCCAGCUCCACUUCUCCCAGAACGGAAACAUUCAGGGAGGCUGCAUCAUUGACUAUUUGCUGGAAAAGAACCGUGUGGUCCGACAGAAUCCCGGAGAAAGAAACUACCACAUCUUCUACGCUCUGUUAGCAGGGACAGACAAAGAACACAGAGACAUGUACCUCCUGUCCGAGGGUCCCGAGUCAUAUCACUACCUGAGCCAGUCAGGCUGCAUGCAGGACAGCAGUCUGGAUGACAAGCAGCUCUUUGACAGUGUAAUGGAGGCCCUGAAAGUGAUGGAAUUCACGGAGGAGGAGAUAAGAGACGUGUUCAAGUUGCUGUCUGCUGUCCUACAGAUGGGCAACAUUGAAUUUAUGACUGCUGGUGGAGCCCAGAUCACCUCCAAAGGGGUGGUCAGUAAUGUCAGCGAGCUGCUCGGCCUGGACUCCUUUCAGCUGUCAGAGGUGUUGACCCAGCGCUCUAUGAUCCUCAGAGGAGAGGAGAUCUGCUCACCCCUCACUGUGGAGCAGGCUGUGGACUCGCGAGAUUCGGUUGCAAUGGCACUUUAUUCUCAGUGCUUCUCCUGGAUCAUAAUGAGGAUCAACCAGAAGAUCAAAGGGAAAGACAACUUCAAGUCCAUCGGCAUCCUCGACAUCUUCGGCUUUGAGAACUUUGAGGUGAACCGGUUUGAACAGUUUAAUAUCAACUACGCCAAUGAGAAACUCCAGGAGUAUUUCAACAAACACAUCUUCUCGCUGGAACAGCUGGAGUACAACAGGGAGGGGAUCCAGUGGGAAGCCAUAGACUGGAUGGAUAACGCAGAGUGUCUGGAUCUCAUAGAAAAGAAACUGGGCAUGUUGGCUCUUAUCAAUGAGGAGAGUCGCUUCCCCAAAGGCACGGACUACACCCUCCUGGAGAAACUGCACAGCCGACAUGCAACAAACCCAUAUUAUGUGAAGCCCAGAGUGAACGACCACCAGUUUGGCAUCAAGCACUAUGCUGGCGAGGUGCUUUAUGACGUGCGUGGGAUCCUGGAGAAGAACCGAGACACCUUCAGGGACGACAUCUUGUUUAUCCUCAAAGACAGCAGGCUCGACUUCAUCUACGACCUCUUUGAGCGUGUCGGUAGCAGAAAUGGAGAUGAGACCCUGAAGAUGGGCACAGCUCGACGGAAGCCCACUGUCAGCUCUCAGUUCAGGGACUCUCUUCAUUCCCUGAUGGCCACACUAAGCGCCUCCAACCCCUUUUUUGUCCGCUGCAUCAAACCAAACAUGGACAAGAAAGCCAACCAGUUUGAUCCUGACGUGGUCCUGAACCAGCUGAGAUAUUCUGGGAUGCUGGAAACUGUGAAGAUCCGCAAGGCUGGAUUCCCUGUUCGUAGAACCUUUAAGGACUUCUACAGCAGGUACAAGAUGAUCCUGAAGAACAAAAUCCCCUCGGCUGAUGAGAAGCAGAGCUGCUCAGAGCUUCUCACUCUUCAUGACAAAGACAAGAAAGAUUGGCAACUGGGGAAGACAAAGGUAUUCUUGAAGGAGGCCCUGGAGCAAAGGCUGGAGAAGGAGAGGGAAGAGGUGCGGCACAGGGCUGGCAUGGUGAUCCGCGCCCACAUCCUCAGCUAUGUGGCAAGGAAACAAUAUAAGAGGGUUUUAUCCAGCGUUGUCACCAUCCAGAAGAACUACCGCGCUCACUUUUGGAGACGCGCCUUCCUGCGCCUGCGCUUGGCCACCAUCGUCCUGCAGAAACAUCACAGAGGUCAGCUGGGCCGAUCGCUCUACUGCCAGAUCAAGGAGGAGAAACAGAAGCGAGAGGAGGAAGAGAGAAAGAGGAGGGAGGAGGAAGAGGAGAGGAGGCGAGUAGAGGAGGAGAGGAGGAGGAUGGAGGAGGAGAGGAGACAACAGGAGGAGGAGGAGAAGAGGAAGAGGAAGGAGGAGGAGGAGAGGCAGCGGCUGAUGGAUGAGGAGAUGAAGAGAAGGGAGGAAGAGGAGGAGUCGAUGAGGAAGGAGGAGCUGAGUCUGAUAAAGGAGAAAGAGGAGGAGCAGAAGAUGGCAGCUAGGGCAGACGAGACAAGGAACUUGCUGGUAAAUGGUGUCUGUCAGAAGAAGGAGCUGUCUCAAACUCUGUCCCACAGUCACACCUCUGAGGAGGAGAGCCGCCAGAUGGAGGAGAUCCUGCGGCUGGAGAGGGAGAUUGAACGUCUGCAGAAGCAGCAGGAAGACGGGGUGUCCCUUCUUGGAGAUGUCUCCAAAGAGGAACUGCGACAGAUGAGGGAUGCUGAGAUCUACAGGCUGGAGAAGGAAGCCUCCCGUGUGGCUACAGAGUUUCUGGAGCUCCUGGACUUUGGCGGUUUAGAGCCAUCCCUCUCGAGUGAGGAAAACCUCCACGACCCGACUGAAUCUACCGCCCCUCUGGCUGAGGAGGAGGUGGACGAGGGUUUCCAUGCUGAGGACGAAUGCAUUCCUUUGCCUGACUUCCCUCCUCCAGCUGUGGCUCCUCUGGACAAGGAAGUAUUCCAAAGUAUUCCCCCUCCUCCACCUGCUUUUGCAGAAGGACCAGUGGACACCCCUUCCUCAGCAUCCUCUCCCGCAGCGUCAAAGCUCUCCCGUCUUACCUCUAAUGGACUGAGUCAUGUCCCUCCUCUAACAGACUCCCAAACCUCCAGACUUCCCCCAGGUGCUGCAGUCACUAAUGGAGAAAGGAGGCCGUGCCCGAGGGCCAGCAGGGGGUCAGGCUUUGAGUCUGUGAGCGAGGAGCCAUCCCAAUCAAACCUGCCGGACACAGAGUCUGACUACGACCAGGAGGAGUUUGAGGAGGCUCAUGGGAGCUCAGGGGCUAGCACCAAUGAUGGCCAUAUCACAGAUGAGGAGGUGCUGCGAAAAUCCUCCUGCACCCAAAACAGCCUGGACUCCUUCAGAGGCAGCUCAGACUCGUUCAUUGACAGCGAUGAGGACAACGACGGCUAUGUGGACACAGAUGAGGAGGUUUCCAAUGGGAGAGUAAAUCUCCUGAAUGGCAGCGGGCCUCCAUACUUCCACGGCUACCUCUACAUGAAAAGUGGACUCAUGAUACCGUGGCGUCGUCGAUGGUGUGUCCUGAAGGAUGAGACCUUCAUGUGGUUUCGAGCCAAGCAGGACUCUGUCAAAUCUGGCUGGCUUUACAAGAAAGGUGGAGGAAUGUCCACCUUGUCUCGGCGCAACUGGAAGAUGCGCUGGUUCGUUCUGCGGGAGUCGAAGCUUAUGUACUUUGAGAACGACAGUGAAGAGAAGCUGAAAGGAACCAUCGAUGUCCACACUGCUAAGGAGAUCGUGGACAAUCACGAGAAGGAAAAUGCACUGAAUAUUGUGACCGAGGAGAGGACCUACCACAUUUAUGCCGAGUCUCCAGAAGAUGCCAGUUCUUGGUUCAAUGUGCUGAGUCGGGUCCACAGCGCCAGCCCGGAGCAGCUCAUGGAGAUGCACCAUGAACAGGCCAACCCCAAGAAUGCAGUGGGCACACUGGAUGUGGGCUUGAUUGAUUCUGUUUGUGCAUCAGAUAACCCCGACAGACCAAACUCGUUUGUGAUCAUCACAGCCAACCGCGUGAUCCACUGCAACACAGACACUCCUGAAGAGAUGCAUCACUGGAUCGGCCUGCUGCAGAAAUCCAAGGGCGACUCCAGGGUUGACGGACAGGAGUUCUUAGUCAGAGGUUGGCUACAUAAAGAGAUGAAGUCAGGAGCCAAAAGCACUUCUCUGAAGCUGAAGAAGCGCUGGUUUGUUCUCACCACCAACUCUCUGGACUAUUAUAAGUCGUCGGAGCGCAGUGCCUCCAAACUGGGAACUCUGGUCCUCAACAGUCUCUGCUCUGUGGUGCAGCCAGAUGAAAAGGUCUUCAAGGACACUGGUUAUUGGAAUAUAAUCGUCCACGGACGUAAACACUCUUACCGUCUUUACACCAAAAUGCUGAAUGAGGCCAUGCGGUGGGCGAACGCCAUACAGGGAGCAAUAGACAGCAAGGUUCCCAUCGAAACGCCGACGCAACAGCUCAUCAGGGACAUCAAGGAGAGCAGUUUGAAUGUGGAGGCUGUGGAACAGACAUACUGGAGGAACCCCAUCCUGAGAUAUACCCAACAUCCUUUGCACUCCCCUCUUCUACCUCUGCCCUACGGAGAUGUCAGCAUCCACUUGCAAAAGGAAAAGGGUUAUACCAGCCUGCAGGAUGAGGCGGUGAAGAUUUUCAAUUCGCUGCAGGAGAUGGAAGCAGUGUCGGAUCCGGUACCAAUCAUCCAGGGGAUCCUACAGACCUGUCAAGACUUGAGGUCAUUAAGAGAUGAGGUUUACUGUCAGCUGAUCAAACAAACCAAUCAUGUUCCGCACCCAAACAGCCCUGCCAAUCGCGCCCACUGGCAUCUCCUAACCUGUAUGAGCUGCACCUUCCUGCCCAGCCGAGGCAUCCUGCGCUACCUCAAGUUUCACCUCAAAAGGAUUAAGGAGCUGUUCCCUGGUACAGAGAUUGAAAUGUUUGCCCAUUUCAUCGGUGAGUCUCUGAAGAAGACCAAGACCAGAGAAUUUGUUCCCUCUCAAGAGGAAAUCAUGGCACUGCUUACCAGACAGGAAAUGACCACCACGGUCUACUGCCAUGGUGGAGGCUCCUGCAAGAUCUCCAUUAACUCACACACCACUGCUGGAGAGGUGGUGGAGAAGCUAAUCAGAGGUCUCGCCAUGGAGGACAGCAGGAACAUGUUUGCACUCUUUGAACACAACAACACCAUUGACAAAGCUGUGGAAAGCAGGGUUCUUGUGGCUGACGUAUUGGCUAAAUUUGAAAGGCUGGCUGGCAGUGAGGAAGGUGAGGAAGACGGCCAGUGGAAACUCUAUUUUAAACUAUACUGCUUCCUGGAUGUGGAAAGCAUGCCUAAAGAAGGAGUGGAGUUUGCAUUCAUGUUUGAGCAGGCCCACGAGAGUUUGACACGGGGUCACUUUCCUGCCCGUGAAGAGACCCUGCAGCACCUGGCUGCACUACGCCUUCAGUUUCUGCAUGGGGAUAAAGCACGAGUCACCUGGAGCCUGGAAAACGUUUACCCCGUGGGCCGCCUGCGCAGUCGCAUCCUCCAGUUUACCAAGGUGGGUGGAGCCUCAGGUUCCGGACAAACUCUGGAGCGUCGGAGGACCAGCUUCCUGGAUGGGACCCUGCGGCGGGGGUUGAAGACAGGCUCAAUGAAGAAGCAGCGCUUGGAGGAGGAGCAGAUGUUGGAGAUGUGGAUAAAGGAGGAGAUGUCUGCCACCAGGGCGAGCAUCGUGGAGAAGUGGUCCCGCCUCAAGGGUCUGGACCAACAUCAGGCCAUGCUCAAAUACAUGACCAUCAUCAAGGAGUGGCCUGGAUAUGGAUCCACACUGUUUGACGUCGAAUGCAAAGAAGGAGGCUUCCCUCAUGAUCUCUGGCUUAGUGUGAGUGCUGAAAAUGUUUCUGUCUACAAAAGAGGUGAGCCCAAACCACUGGAGACCUUCCCAUAUGAGCACAUCAUUUUCUUCGGCGCUCCGCAGCCCUGCACCUACAAGAUCACUGUGGACGAGAGAGAAAUGUUCUUCGACACACCGCAGGUUGGAGAGAUCACAAAGAUCAUGAAAGCCUACAUAAACAUGAUUGUGAAGAAGCGCUGCAGUGUGAAGUCUGUGUCCAGUUAUGGAACCAAUUGGAUCAGGUGAUUGAUAUGACAGCACAAGAAAUGUACUCAGCUAUAGUUCACCUGACGGAAAACAAGCAAGCAUGGAAAGAAGAUGCAGACAGACAUUGCAUUUCUGAGCUGGUGAUUGGCAACGUAGACCCACUCCAUCCAGAACAAUUGCUUCCCAUAGAGACAUAAGUUUAUGCCUUUACUGCUUGUGGAAAAAAGUGGAAAUAUUCAAGUGGUCGCAUUAUUUUAAGAUGUUACAGUGUUGGAGUGUUGCUUCCCUCCAUGCAGUCUCCAAGCAUGUUACUCACCCUCAUUAGUUACUCUGAUCAUUUCUCACAUCUUACUUGAGAUGCACAUCAGUUGUCUUUUCAUGGGUUUCUUUUAAAUAUCCAGAAACACCAACUCCUUUUCCACCAAACCCUGUGUUUCAGAAUUCAAAACAUUCACUCAAUAUCUCCGGUCUUUUUAAUUUCCAGAAGAGUACAUUUCCAUUGAAAGGAGAUGAAAGAAUGAGCUGCAGUGGCAAACAUACCUUUAUUCAAGUGUUAUUUCCACACAUAUUGUGUCCCAUUCUAAUGAAUGUUCUUCUGGAUGAAGAUUCCCUCAGGUUAAUGCAUAAUUGUAACUGUCCCAGGGAGAUUAUCUCCCUCAUCUUGCCUUAUUUAAGUUUUUAUUUGAACUAUUCUGGGCUAAGAUAUUUAGUGCAGAUUCAGCCUUUCAGGAAUGGAAUAUAAAUUUUGAGGUGUUUCGUAUCUUGGUCAGUGGUUAUUGUGGUUUCCAUUGGUGCAUUAAGCAAACAAAGCAAUUCAAAUAUGAAUAACCACUGCAUCAGUGGGGAUGCAACAUUUAUAACCACUGCAGUCCAGCAUCUUUUCAAAAUUACUAAAAUCACUCGAACAAUUUGUGCUUUUCUCCCAGAAAGAGUACUUUGCAUUGAGCUGUUUCAUUGUGCACUGACUUCAGGGUAUGUCUUUGAAACUUUUGUGGGUGAAACUGAUGUUCAGUGAUGUGUUUUGAGAAACUAGCAGGAUCUCGCUUGUUCAGUACACCUGUGUCUAGAGAUUGUUUUACUGUGUUUUUUCAGCGAUGUCAGAGGCCAUGUGAGGGUGAGGUAUUUAUUUAUUGAGGUAUCGUGGAUUGGUAGAGAAAGCAGACUGAGCGAGGUGAACAGUGUGCUGGAAAUGCAUUGAUGCAGUCAUCUCAAUACUUUUUUUUCUAUUAUUUGUGCAUAGGGGGACGCAGAAAUUUAUAUUCAGAAAUAGACAAGUUUCAUUAUUUACGUUUGAUUUUCUCCAUUUUUUUUUGUCCUAUUUCUGAGCUUUUGUCAGCAUAAAAUGAUCUAAGUGUAUUGCCCUCAACACCCUCAACAUGCUCAAUUCCUUGUAUUAUCUCGCUAACCUGGAGGAUUCAAGCAUAUGCCAGUUGACUUACCAUGUAGUUCAUGAUAAGAGUAUGGUCCAGACAUAUUGAGCUUAGUAUUUACCUCACAUCGCAUCACAUCACUGUCUUCCAUUGCUCUCCAAUCGUUCUCACUAGGCUAUCUGGUCAGCUGCCGGCGGCCAUACCAGAGACUGAUCUUGCCGUUGACGAUGACUGUAUUUCUGAGAUUUCUGAUUGUUUUGAAGAAGAAGAAUCAGAAAAUGUUUUAUAUCAGAAUUUAAAGAUGCUUUAAUAAAUUAUUGUAUUUCAAA